Trichoderma atroviride IMI 206040 is the source of this 771-nucleotide messenger RNA. RefSeq lists its product as uncharacterized. The record is from RefSeq and is a predicted model, not a curated record. Gene Ontology annotation, molecular function: cyanate hydratase activity; DNA binding. NCBI's taxonomy places the organism in Eukaryota, Fungi, Ascomycota, Sordariomycetes, Hypocreales, Hypocreaceae.
AAUCGGCAUCGCUGGUGGUAAGUCGGCAUCGCAUCUCUAUAUAAGAAGCAUCAAGUCUCGCCUAUCGCCAGUGAAAUUAUUACUUCUGCAUUCUAAACUAUACUCUCUUCCCCAAUAUUAACAUCAUAUCAAAAUCCUCCUUUUUUCCAUCCCAACUCCAAGCCUCAAAGAAACAAUGUCUGGUCGUCUGGCUACAUAUGACACUGCCAACGAGGGCCGUCUGCCCUCCUACGGCAAGCUUCUGUUCGAGGCCAAGACAGCCAAGGCCGUGACCUUUGAGAAGCUCGCCCAGCUGACCGGCCGCACCGAGGUUGCCAUUGCUGCGCUCUUCUACGGACAGACAACGGCCACGCCCGAGGACGUUGACAAGCUUAGCGCUGCUCUCGAUAUUCCCCGCGAAGUCCUGGCGCAGCAGCUAUUGGGCUUCCCCAACCGUGGCCAGGCGGGACCCAUGCCGCCCACAGAACCCCUCAUUUACCGCCUCUAUGAAAUCAUCCAAAACUACGGCUACGCCUUCAAGGCAGUCCUCAAUGAGAAGUUUGGCGACGGCAUCAUGAGCGGAGUCAACUUCACUACCAAGGUUGAGGCAGAGGUUGAUGAGACCGGUGCCAAGUGGGCUGUCAUCACGCUGAGAGGCAAAUGGCUCGACUUUGCUCGCUUCUAAACCACAACGAAAUAUUAAUGUACCUAUUGUUGCUCAUGAAUUAAUGAAUAGCUUAGGCGGAUGUAUAAUACUUGAAAUAAAAAAUGAAAGAUAAUGCUCUUGCUGUC